UUUAUUUCUUUGCAUAUUUCUCAUUGACGACGCCUCUCUCGCACUCUCCGCCACCGCUGCUGUCGCCAUGCAAGCACUCCAAUCGUCGAUGCUGCGGCCAUCGUCUCUUGACCCACUUCGCAAGCCCUCCCCGCACCUCCCUGGAAAUGCGAGGCCGCCCGCUGCCAAGAAGCUCUCGCUCAUCUCGGCCGCCUCUGCCCAACCCGCCGCCGCCUCGGCCCCCAAACGCGAGAAGGACCCUAAGAAGCGGGUGGUGAUUACCGGGAUGGGGCUCGUCUCCGUCUUCGGCAACGAUGCGGACGCCUACUACGACAAGCUGUUGGCCGGCGAGAGCGGCAUCUCCCUCAUCGACCGGUUUGACGCGUCCAAGUUCCCCACCCGAUUUGCCGGCCAGAUCCGAGGGUUCUCCGCGGAAGGCUACAUUGACGGGAAGAACGAUAGGCGUCUCGACGAUUGCCUUCGCUACUGCAUUGUUGCCGGGAAGAAGGCGCUCGAAGAUGCUGAUCUCGGCGGCGAUAAGCUUGGGAAGAUUGACAAGGAAAGGGCUGGUGUGCUUGUUGGAACAGGGAUGGGUGGUCUUACAGUAUUUUCUGAUGGUGUUAAGGCUCUCAUAGAGAGAGGUUACAGGAAAAUUACCCCAUUUUUCAUACCUUAUGCUAUUACAAACAUGGGCUCUGCCUUGCUUGCAAUUGAACUUGGUUUUAUGGGACCAAACUAUUCUAUAUCUACUGCUUGUGCUACCUCCAAUUACUGCUUCUAUGCUGCUGCCAAUCACAUCCGUCGAGGUGAGGCUGACAUGAUGAUAGCUGGUGGUACUGAAGCUGCCAUUAUCCCCAUUGGUUUGGGAGGUUUUGUUGCAUGUAGAGCUUUGUCUCAGAGAAAUGAUGACCCAGAAAGUGCUUCUAGGCCAUGGGAUAAAGAUCGAGAUGGCUUUGUGAUGGGUGAAGGUGCUGGAGUAUUGGUGAUGGAGAGCUUGGAACAUGCCACAAAACGAGGUGCACCUAUUAUUGCAGAGUACUUGGGCGGUGCGGUGAAUUGUGAUGCUUAUCACAUGACUGAUCCAAGAGCUGAUGGACUUGGUGUCUCUUCAUGCAUUGAGAGAAGCCUUGAAGAUGCUGGUGUGUCUCCAGAAGAGGUCAACUACAUAAAUGCUCAUGCAACUUCUACUCCUGCCGGUGAUAUAGCUGAGGUAAAUGCCAUAAAGAAGGUCUUCAAGAACACUUCAGAGAUCAAAAUGAAUUCAACCAAGUCAAUGAUAGGUCACUGUCUUGGAGCUGCUGGGGGUCUAGAAGCCAUUGCUACAAUCAAAGCCAUCACCACAGGCUGGGUGCAUCCUACCAUAAAUCAAUAUAACUUAGAGCCUUCUGUCGAGUUUGACACUGUCGCAAGCAGAAAGAAGCAGCAUGAAAUCAACGUUGCCAUUUCAAAUUCGUUUGGGUUUGGUGGACACAACUCUGUAGUGGCCUUUUCUGCAUUCAAACCCUGAUCAAGUUUCUGUCUGCAUUAUUGUGCCCAGAACAGAUCCUGCUUCUUCGAGGAUUAAUACAAUUUUUAGAGGCUGUAGUGUCUUAUUUAUGGAAGUGGAGGCUGCAAAUGCUUGCUCUUAAGGAUACAAUUAGUUGUUUAUGUUAAUCUUGAGGUGGAACUCUAGCUUUUAUUACUCGACUCUUAGUGAAUGUGUUUGUAUUUGAAGCUGUUGAACCCUCCUAUAAUGAAAUUUUUGCUUUGAUUCUUGGAGUUUU
Messenger RNA from Diospyros lotus (date-plum), 1742 nucleotides. RefSeq names its product 3-oxoacyl-[acyl-carrier-protein] synthase I, chloroplastic. Bases 68 to 1486 code for a protein of 472 amino acids. Gene Ontology annotation, molecular function: 3-oxoacyl-[acyl-carrier-protein] synthase activity. Lineage: Eukaryota; Viridiplantae; Streptophyta; Magnoliopsida; Ericales; Ebenaceae. The transcript has 7 exons. Gene Ontology annotation, biological process: fatty acid biosynthetic process. The record is from RefSeq and is a predicted model, not a curated record.